AUGGCGGAAGCGGCUGGUGCUACGGUGGCGGCACGCAUCAUCACAGCCUACAGCUAUGUGGGCCUCUGGAUUGGCCUCAGCGGGGCGGUCAUCAUGUUCAACAAGUACCUCCUGGCGUACGCCGGGUUCCCCUAUCCCAUCACGCUGACCAUGUGGCACAUGUUCUUCUGCGCCACCCUGGCCAUCGGCCUGGUCAAGUCUGGAAAGGUGGCCGCCAUCAACAUGGAUCGUGACACCUACAUGAAGGCCAUCGUCCCCAUCGGGGCGUGCUACGCCUUCAGCCUCUGGGUGGGCAACGCCGCGUACCUGUACCUCUCUGUCUCCUUCAUCCAGAUGCUCAAGGCGCUGAUGCCCGUGGCAGUGUUCCUGGUGGGCUGCGUCUUCCACACCGAGUCCUUCUCCUGGCCAGUGUUCGCCAACAUGGUCCUGGUGACCAUUGGCGUGGCGGUGGCCUCCUAUGGCGAGAUCAACUUCAACAUCGUGGGUGUCAUGUUCCAGAUGGGGGCCAUUAUGUCCGAAUCGGUCCGCCUCGUCCUGGUCCAGAUCCUGCUUCAGUCGCGCGGCCUCAAGCUCAACCCCAUCACCACGCUCUACUACGUUGCGCCCUGCUGCUUCUUCUUCCUCCUCUUCCCCUUCAUCUUCCUGGAGGCGAAUGCCAUCCGUGCCGACCCCACAGUGUCGGUCGACCCCUUCCUCUUCCUGGCCAACGCUUCGGCAGCCUUUGGUCUGAACAUGGCCGUCUUCCUGCUGAUCGGCAAGACCUCCGCCCUGACCAUGAACAUCGGUGGUGUGGUCAAGGACUGGAUGCUGAUCGGGCUGAGCUACUGGGUGUACGCGUCGGCGGUGACUCAGCUCAACCUCAUCGGCUACCUGCUCGCCUUCCUGGCAGUUUGCUGGUACAACUACACCAAGUUCCAGUCGAUGAAGGCCAAGGCUGCGAUGGACAUCAGCAAGCCGGAGCCCCCAAUCCCGGAAACGGUGCCGCUCAAGUCGAUCGGCAUGCGCUCGCCCACCAGCGCCCACCGUGCUGCCUGA
Messenger RNA from Auxenochlorella protothecoides, 1035 nucleotides. RefSeq names its product putative sugar phosphate/phosphate translocator. Lineage: Eukaryota; Viridiplantae; Chlorophyta; Trebouxiophyceae; Chlorellales; Chlorellaceae. The record is from RefSeq and is a predicted model, not a curated record. Gene Ontology annotation, cellular component: trans-Golgi network; endosome; Golgi apparatus. Gene Ontology annotation, molecular function: antiporter activity. Bases 1 to 1035 code for a protein of 344 amino acids. The transcript has 9 exons.